Molecule: messenger RNA, 857 nt
Organism: Lolium rigidum
Lineage: Eukaryota; Viridiplantae; Streptophyta; Magnoliopsida; Poales; Poaceae
Exons: 2
Coding region: 15-653 (212 amino acids)
Source: RefSeq, a predicted model, not a curated record
ACCGCCUCUCCGCCAUGCUGGUUCCCUCCCCGAUUCCAGGAAAUCUCUGCCCCCCUCCUCCACUGGUGACGACCUGGGUGUCUGCCAUAAUCAAGUCUCGCAUGGACGGCUGCAGAGAUUCCCAGGAAACCUCACGCCAACUGGCUGAAACUGUACUACGCAAAUAUGCUCAGCAAACUGGUCAAAUCUACGAACUCCAUAUGUUUUGUGGCUUGCAUGUGUUCUUCGGACCGAAACCCUUUUGGCACAUCAACUUCUUGGCACGGCCAAAGGAUGCCGCUGGUGAGCUGCCCAUUUACUUCUUCGCCGAAGCAACUGUACCCAUGGGUGACGACAAUGAAUUCCUCGAGGAUGAUAUCGUCUUGUGCUGCCCAAUCAAACCGUCUAGAAUUGGUGGUUGUGAAGCUUGUAGCGCCCAAUACAUAAAGAUUGACCACCCUGUUGACACAAAACAUAACGGUGGAUUGGAGGAGUAUGACGAUGAGGAGAUUGGGAAUGGAGAUGAUCUCUGGGACUAUAAUUUUCCUCUUGUGGACUUCGUCAUGUUUGAUGCUGAGAGGGACAGUCCAACUGUACGUGCUAUAGAGGAGAGCUUUCCUCACAGUUCUGACGGGGAUGAAAGCAUCGAGGACUUCUGGAUUUGUGAAAUGUGAUACUUAGCAGUAGUAAUUUAUAUAGUUAUGGUUGCUUAUACUCACUUCUGGAGUAGCAUCUGUCAGAUCAAUCUACCAAUUGCUUGUUACCACAAAGAAAAGACGUUAAGACUGGCUAGGGGAAAUGCCAGUUGGAUCAAAUACUGCAGCAGAAGAGAAAUUGUGGCAUAAAAUGUGGAAGGUGCAAGUGCCCUCUAAACUGAA